GUUUGCCUUCAGAUCACUUCUGCUGUGGUUGAACGCCUUACGUAAGAUAAGGAGCAUUUGUCAGCUACGGUGGUACGUAGCUGCAGGCACAUUAUGCACAAAGAGAGGGAGGGAGGGAGGGAGGGAGACAGAAUGUGAGUGGAAGGUUUCUCUGGCAGCCGGUGCUCCACAUUGCUGGGUGAGGAGGAGUUCCAGGGAGGCAGGUCGGCUGCUGCCACCGCCGCCUGAGCUUCUGUGAGGGGAGCCGCAGCUCGGUUUGACAUGGUUUCAUCUCUGUGGGAUACUUGAAGAAUAAAAAGAGAUACAAAGUUGGAGAAAGAGGAUUGGCAUGAGGAAGAAACCAAAAUGGAAGGGCUUCUAUCUCCAAUGAGAACCAAGAUGACAGAGGGCCGCCGGUGCCAAGUACACCUUCUUGAUGACAGGAAGUUGGAACUCCUGGUGCAGCCCAAGCUUUUGGCCAAGGAGCUCCUAGACCUGGUGGCAUCACAUUUCAACCUGAAAGAGAAGGAAUACUUUGGAAUUGCCUUCACGGACGAGACGGGCCAUCUGAAUUGGCUUCAGUUGGACCGCAGAGUGCUGGAACAUGACUUCCCCAAAAAGUCAGGACCAGUUGUUUUGUACUUUUGUGUCAGGUUCUACAUUGAGAGCAUAUCCUAUCUAAAGGAUAAUGCUACCAUUGAGUUGUUUUUCUUGAAUGCAAAGUCCUGUAUUUACAAGGAGCUCAUUGAAGUUGACAGUGAAGUUGUGUUUGAAUUGGCUGCAUACAUCUUGCAGGAAGCAAAAGGAGAUUUUUCAAGCAAUGAAAUUGUCAGGACUGACUUAAAGAAACUUCCGGCUCUUCCAACACAAGCACUUAAGGAGCACCCGUCUCUUGCUUACUGUGAGGACCGUGUUAUUGAGCAUUACAAGAAGCUAAAUGGACAGACGAGGGGCCAGGCCAUUGUCAAUUACAUGAGCAUUGUAGAAUCUCUUCCUACAUAUGGAGUCCAUUAUUAUGCAGUCAAGGACAAGCAGGGAAUUCCUUGGUGGUUAGGACUUAGUUACAAGGGGAUUUUUCAGUAUGACUACCAUGACAAAGUGAAACCAAGAAAGAUCUUCCAAUGGAGGCAGCUAGAGAACCUGUACUUCAGAGAGAAGAAGUUUUCCGUGGAAGUGCAUGAUCCACGCAGGGCAUCUGUGACAAGGAGGACUUUUGGACACAGUGGCAUUGCUGUUCACACGUGGUAUGCCUGUCCAGCCUUGAUAAAAUCCAUCUGGGCUAUGGCCAUUAGCCAGCACCAGUUCUACCUGGACAGAAAGCAGAGCAAGUCCAAAAUUCAUGCAGCAAGAAGCCUGAGUGAGAUUGCCAUUGACCUAACUGAAACUGGAACUCUGAAGACCUCCAAACUAGCCAACAUGGGAAGCAAAGGAAAGAUUAUCAGCGGCAGCAGUGGGAGCCUUUUGUCAUCAGGUUCCCAAGAAUCAGACAGCUCCCAGUCGGCCAAGAAAGACAUGCUGGCUGCCUUGAAAUCCAGGCAAGAUGCGCUGGAGGAGACGCUACGCCAGCGCUUGGAGGAGCUAAAGAAGCUGUGUCUCCGAGAAGCGGAGCUUACAGGAAAAUUGCCAAGAGAAUAUCCCCUCGACCCAGGAGAAGAGCCCCCAAUUGUACGAAGAAGAAUAGGUACUUCCUUUAAACUGGAUGAACAGAAAAUACUCCCAAAAGGAGAGGAAGCUGAGCUGGAACGCUUGGAGAGAGAAUUUGCAAUUCAGUCACAAAUCACCGAAGCUGCUCGACGCCUCGCCAGUGACCCCAAUGUCAGCAAGAAGUUGAAGAAGCAAAGGAAAACCUCCUACCUUAAUGCAUUGAAGAAACUUCAGGAGAUUGAAAAUGCCAUCAAUGAGUACCGUAUCAAAUCUGGAAAGAAGCCAACACAAAGAGCCUCCUUGAUCAUAGAUGAUGGAAAUAUUGCCAGCGAGGAUAGUUCCCUCUCGGAUGCCCUCGUUCUAGAAGAUGAAGACUCUCAGGUUACCAGCACAAUCUCCCCUUUGCAGUCACCUCACAAAGGCCUCCCUCCGCGCCCACCGUUGCAUAACAGGCCGCCCCCUCCCCAGUCGCUGGAGGGACUCAGGCAGAUGCACUAUCACAGGAAUGACUACGACAAGUCUCCCAUCAAGCCCAAGAUGUGGAGCGAAUCCUCCUUGGAUGAACCUUAUGAGAAGGUCAAGAAACGCUCCUCACACAGCCAUUCCAGCAGUCACAAGCGGUUCCCCAGCACCGGGAGCUGUGCGGAGGGUGGUGGGAGCAACUCUCUACAAAACAGCCCCAUUAGGAAUCUCCCCCAUUGGAACUCCCAAUCCAGCAUGCCAUCGACACCAGAUCUACGGGUACGCAGUCCACAUUAUGUGCAUUCUACUAGGUCAGUGGACAUCAGCCCUACUAGACUGCAUAGUUUAGCACAGCACUUUAGACACAGAAGCUCCAGUUUAGAGUCCCAGGGGAAGCUCCUCGGGUCAGAAAAUGAAACGGGGAGCCCCGACUUCUACACCCCCAGGACUCGUAGCAGUAAUGGCUCUGACCCCAUGGACGACUGCUCCUCCUGCACCAGCCAUUCCAGCUCUGAGCACUACUACCCAGCUCAGAUGAACGCCAACUACUCCACACUGGCUGAGGAUUCCCCCUCCAAAGCCCGAGAACGGCAGAGGCAGAGGCACAAAUCGGCAGGGAACCUUGUCUCCUCGAAUUCUGGGAGCAUGCCCAACUUGGCUGCCAGGAACGGGACUGGGCACCAUGGAGUCUACCUGCAUAGCCAGAGCCAGCCUUCCUCCCAGUACAGGAUCAAAGAGUACCCCCUGUACAUUGAAGGGAGCUCCACGCCAGUGGUGGUGCGCAGCCUGGAGAAUGACCAGGAAGGACACUACAGCGUGAAAGCACAAUUUAAAACAUCAAACUCAUACACGGCAGGGGGAAUGUUUAAGGAGAACUGGCAUGGGGACGAAACAGACUCAGUAAGGCUGACCCCCUCCCGGUCUCAGAUCAUAAGGACUCCAUCUCUGGGCAGAGAGGGCCAUGAGAAGGGCUCAGGAAGGACAAUGGUGUCAGACGAACUGAGGCUCUGGUACCAGCGGUCCACAGCCUCUCACAAAGACCACAGCCGCUUGUCGCACACAAGCUCCACUUCCUCGGAUAGCAGUUCCCAGUACAGCACCUCCUCUCAAAGCACCUUUGUGGCGCACAGCAGGGUAACGAGGAUGCCUCCGAUGUGCAAAGCAACAUCAGCUGCCUUACCUCACAGUCAGAGGAGUUCGACCCCAUCUAGUGAGCUAGCAGCUACACCACCAAGCAGCCCACAUCAUAUCCUAGCCUGGCAGACAGGGAGCUACAACGAUAGCUGUUACCUGGAUUCUCCCCUCUAUCCAGAACUAGCCGACGUCCAGUGGUAUGGACAGGAGAAAGCCAAACCUGGAACUCUAGUGUGAAUCCCCUUGACCUCAGCUGUUCAAACGCAUCAACGCCAUUCUGAAAAUCACCUCACUGCCUCUCAUUUGCCUUACCCAGAUGCACUGGCGCCUGACACCAGCUUCACGUCAAAGCACUUUUCACAUAAGGCAAUUGAAGAUAUUACAAAAACCAACAGCUCCGUGACAGAUCUCUUACCCAGUCAGUUGUGAAAAACAAAUUCUUUUGGCCUUGGUUUCUGCAGACUGCCAUGUGCCUCCCCGCGCUCAACCAAGAGUAGAGGGCAAAUCUACAAAGUAGCUGGAUUUUAAGUAGAUAGUCAGUUCAAACCAAUUUUUCCCCAUAAAUAAUAUUGUUCUUUGAUAUGUAACACUAUUCUGACGAUAUGUUUUGAACUCUAAAGUCAAAGUGCUAGUUGAAGAUGGUGCAAUAGUUAUCAUGAAAUAUCAGUUCCAUUUCAGGAAAAAAGGACUGUGGAGAGAGAGAGAGAAUGAUGCUAUCAUUUUAAAGAUCGGCCAGCAUGUUGUGAUUUGUUCUGUGCUGCCAAAGAUUUCAGUGGCUGUCUGUCGUGAAGCAUUUAUCUAAAUAAUAUCCUAUUUUUCAGAAAUAGCCCUAGUAUUCUGUAACCUGUUCCCCAUCUUCUUUGUUUUUGAUGCCCUAAAAUGCAAUGAAAUCUCAAACAACAGUACAGAUACCACACAAUCUCGGCAGAUAUCAAUUUGGGGAAACUACCGGGAUGAACAAGAUGGGGCCCCUGAGGGCAUCAGCAAGAACAAGAGCAAGUAAUUGUUUCUUUUAACAUUCCUGCGACUAGUUGAAAGCAAAAACACACCAGUAAUGUAAGAACUUCUGUGACCUGCUGCGAAAUAAAAUGCCAAAAAAAGCUUUAGGAUUUAAAAGAAACCGAUCUCUGUAGAAACAAGUGUGUCAAAUCACGGGAAAGUGCACCGUGCUGAAUGUGAUCUUGAAAUACAUUAAUAGUAGUGUAGCAAAGGGCUUAUUUGACUAGCUGGGGCAGUGCACAAUGCUUUAAAAAGGAGGGCUUUGACAGUGUUGUCUGUUUACCAGCAGUUUAGGUCACUUUCCUCAAAGUACUAAAAUGAACCAUUCAGAUACACAAGGUUUUUUCCCCCCCAUUUGAUACAAAGCAUGGUUGACUACCAAUACCAAAAGAGAGGAAACUAUGAGUUUACAUGUACACUUGAGCAAUGCUUUUUAUACAAGUCUAGAAAGCCAUCAAACUUCAAAAAGGCCUCGAUCUUUUAUAAUGAAUUAAUGCACAAUCUCUAGGCCCUUGGUCAAAUCCUGGGUUUUGCUGGAGGACCACUUUUAAGAAAGGAUGGCUGGGGAGGGGAGGGAGGGGAGGACAGCCAGCCUCACAUGCCCAUGGACCUGCUGGCAAGUCCCACUGCCACCACCACCACCACCACCACCACUCCGCCUUCCACAUUCCUGUUUUGCCUCUGGACUGCAAAUGGGUCAUCAGCUGCUCACCACUAAUCCAGGCAGGUAUCGGAGCAGGCACACGAAAUUGUCACUGAGGUGCUAUGCUGUUUUUAUGCCAUUGGAUGACCAAGUGUUUUGUGCCUCUCCCUGAUUUUGUGUUUGUGCGCACGCAGUGGCAACAAAAACUAAAGAGAGACUCCAAAGAGCAAGAAACUGAUUUCAUUAAAAAAACAAUUUAGAAGUGUCUAUAUAAUAUUCAUUGGGAAGAUGUUAUAUGAAACAUCCCACCCUAAGCACUUACCAAUGACAAUUGUUUGGAUUGUUGUGUAAACCCAUUGAUGGACAGAACCAAUACGACAACAGCAGAUUCUCUAAUUGGGAAAAAUGUCUGCAAUCCCUCACAAAGUUAAGUUUCUGAAAUCAGUGGAAUUUAAGCACCUUAACUCUGUGCUGGUGUGCAGCAAAUGUUUUUAAACAACCUCUCUUCUUAAAAUGAACUGGAAAAUAGCCUAAUUUACAAUCACCUUUUUAAAAUGAAGAAUCAACAAAAUAAUGAUGCUUAAGAAGAACUAAUGUAAUGGUUAGAUGUUUACCAAGAAAAAUUCUCUUAAAUUAGAAUAAGCUUUUUCUUACACACACACGCACACACACACCUAGCUACCUAUGUGUGUAUAGCCCCCUCUACUGGCAACAUCCAGAUGGUGUGUUCCAGCACAAAUGAUGACAAUUAACUAGACAUCCUUUUGAAUCUAUCUAUACUACAAACUAAAACUGGUUAAGCAGUCAUUCCUUCAGCCCGGGCAACUAUAGUUCUCAGGGUAGGGCACGCUCAUAUAAUUCUCAGCACUUUCACCAAUCUACAAUUCCCAGAAUUCUUUGGGACAAGCCAUGACAGCAGUAAAACAGAUAUUAAGUUAGUAGUACAGAUAUUCUUCUAAUUAUUAACUUUUCAGAUCAACUACCACCUAAAAGAAAACUUAAUUUCUAUUCAAAAAGUCAUCCAGAAUACUUGCUGAUUACCUUACAUUUAGGGAACAAUUUCUUGAAAAGGAAACACGCCAACAGUUACAGAAACUAUGGGUUGGAUCCAUUCUUAGUCAUGCUUUGAAAUCAAUCAUGGCUAACUUGUCUUAUUGGUUUUAAUGGGUCUACUCUGAGCGUGACUAAGGAUGGACACAACCCCAUCGUUCCAGUCACACACAAAAGUCAUUGGUCUGGGGCUCCCCUCUUCACUAAGCAGUUUGGAUAUGAUAUUGAUACAACAAUAUAAUCUAUGUUACAUUCUAAUAAGAAACAGCAUUUAGUUAGCAGAAAUGCUGACAUCCCCAAGUUAAUAAUUUCAGGACGCAAAUUGGCAAAAAGCAAAAUAAAACAAACCUUCUUAAGCCUGUCUGCAAACAUUCUAGGGGAGGGCGGGGGGAUUUUUGUUUUUUCAAUCAUGGCACUUGUGAGCCAGUCUGGUAGUAAAGACAGAAAAUUAAGUAAAACAGGUUUUACUGUUUAACUCAAUUCAGUUAUAAAAAAAUGUACAUAAAAUGUUAAUCAGGAGAUUAACGUGUCUUGAGUAUAACGUGAAGGGGUAAACCAUAGCUAUAGUAUUCAAGCACUUGACUACCCCAUUAAUAAACCCCUUGAAUUUUGCUUUUAUAUACAUAAAAAGGUCCCUGGUCCGAUAUUGCAUUUUGUCUGUAUGUACAAACCUCCCCCCUGUCUAGCUUUGUAUAUGCAUAAACACCAUAUGACAUGGUGGGCAGGGUUUAUUUUUUAAAUGAUAUGAUAUGCAGUUGAGUGUUGAAAAUGUUGGGAAAGAAAAAAAAGGUCCAGUUUGUUUUGUUUUUUCACCCAGUAUUAGUUUUUAGUUUUGGACAUAGCAAACCCCAUUCAGGUGCUAUCAGAUGACCAGUUACUGCUUAGUUGACUAGAUGUAAAGUUUUACAUGCAUAUAUUAAUGUCAAUAGUUUUAUUACAAGUUGUGCAAAAUGGACUCUAGUUUAAAAUAAGAAAAAAUAGAACUCUUCUGAAACUGACUGUAGAGCAUGUAAAAUGAUUUUACUGAAUCCUGUGCAACAGUAAUCAAGGGGAAGGAAAGAUGUUAUGUUGUAGAAAAGGUUGCAGAAUUUUUUUUAAAAAAAACUCUGCUUUUAAUUUAUUCUUUUUGUAUUAAGAAUUUGUAUAGUUACCUUUACAUUUUGCAAAAACAGUGUUGUCAACACUUCCUUAUUAAAGCAUU
Elgaria multicarinata webbii is the source of this 7112-nucleotide messenger RNA. It is a transcript of the gene FRMD4A, whose product is annotated as FERM domain containing 4A. NCBI's taxonomy places the organism in Eukaryota, Metazoa, Chordata, Lepidosauria, Squamata, Anguidae. Bases 346 to 3456 code for a protein of 1036 amino acids. Gene Ontology annotation, biological process: establishment of epithelial cell polarity. Gene Ontology annotation, cellular component: bicellular tight junction; cytoskeleton; adherens junction. The transcript is spliced from 23 exons. The record is from RefSeq and is a predicted model, not a curated record.